AUGCGCUGCGUCCUCUUUCAUCCCUCGGCCGCUGUCCUCGCGUUGGCAGCGGCAUGGGCCACAGUCGCGAGCGCGACCCCAACGGUCGUCCACUCGAUGAUGAGCCAGCAGCCGCCAGUUGCCCGUGUCGGCUCCGAGUUUGUCUUUGACCUCGUUGCCGGAUCGUACGCAUCCAACAGCAGCAGCAACAGCAGCACCACGGCCAUCACCUACUCUGCCACCAGCCUCCCAUCGUGGCUCACCUUUUCACCCUCUGUCACAACUUUUUACGGUGCCCCGCAAGCGUCCGACAUUGGUACCUUCAACGUCACGCUCGUGGCCACCGACGCGACUGGGUCAGUCCGCGACACGGCCGUACUCAUCGUCUCCAACUCUUCCGCACCCACCGUGCAGCAGAGCUUUGCGUCCCAGAUUGCCGAUGCUAGCUCGCGCCAGUUUGCCAGCGCCACCGCCAUGCCCGACAACACGGGUGUCGAGGUGCCGCCUUACUGGUCCUUUUCGCUCGGCUGGAGCGGUAACACGUUCAAGUCGUCGCAAAAGCUUUACUACACGGCGCGUCUUCACGACGGCACCGCGCUCCCCUCGUGGCUCGAGUGGUCCAACACCACAUUCACGUUCAACGGCAACGCGCCCGCCAACGGUACGUACCCUGUCGUGGUCACGGCCACCGACUACUGGGGCUAUUCGGGCGCCGAGACGAGCUUUGUCCUCGCGGUCGGAAACGGCCAGGCCGUCGAGGUCAACAGCACCAACUGGAAGCCCCUCAACACCGUCACCCGUGGUAGCGUAAACUACACCAUUGACACGUCUGGUGUCACGGUGGGUGGCCAGGCGGCCACGGCGUCGCAGUACACUGUCACGCCCGACCUCUCAAACUACAAGUGGCUGUCGUUUGACAAGUCGACCAACAUUCUCACUGGUGUCACCCCGGACGCGUACCUCAACGGCACCAUCGACCCCAUGGCCAUCCCUGUCAACCUGGCCUCGACCAACGCGUCCAACACGCUUGGAUACACGGCCUACGUCAACAUGAACAUUUUCCAAUACUACUUUACAAACUUUACCCUCCCGUCUCUCACUUCUUCCAACGGCUCGACAUUCGAGUACAAUGUUGGACCCUACCUCGUCAACAAGAACGUCAGCGUCAACGCCACAGUCGUCCCCUCCGAGGCCCAGUCGUGGUUAAAGUACUACUACGAAAACUACACCCUCAUCGGGUCGAUCCCGGGCAACGUCACCUAUGACAACCUCAACAUUACGUUCAUGGCCACUGUCCAAGGUGUGAGUGCCACCACAAGCUUUUACGUCAACAUUACUGGCGUCGACGCUACAAACGCCACCACUACACCCGCACCGAUCCCCAUGGCUCCCAUUCAGCACGGCCUGUCCAAGACCAAGAAGAUUAUCAUUGGUGUCGUCGUCGGUGUCGUUGGCGCCCUCCUGAUCCUCCUCGCCUUCCUUCUCUGGUUCUGCUGCUGCCGUCGUAGCCGCGAAGAGCGCCGCAUCGACGAAAAAGUCAAAAUCUACGAGGAGGCAUCGGCCAUGAGCAACCGCACCACCUUGAUCAACAGUCGCCGCACCUCGGGUCGUCCACCAGCGUUCACUCCCGACACGCUCAAGCAUUCGCCUGCUCCUAAAUCAAUUGCCGACUCGGACGCGACCGUCUAUGGUACCCCAAGCACUCCCACGUCCAAGCUCAAGCCCGCGGUCGAGGAAGGUACUCCCCGCCGCUUGGAUUUCAUCAACGGUCUCUUUGGCCCUGGUGACCACUACGAGGACGCAGAAGAAGGUCUUGCUUCGCUCCGCUCAGUGCCCGACUCGGGAUCGUUCUUGGGCAACGGCGACGUGAUUGCCGUCGCCGACCCUGUUCGCCGCCAGAGGGCCGGCACUGGUGUCACGGGAUCUGCCGCGUCCAGCGGCUCGCUUGAGUCCUGGGAGUCGGCAGACUCGUUCCAUUGGUCGGGCGAGGACGUCUACAUGCCCCCACUCGUCGGCGAGCCUACUGCCGAGAGCUCGAGCACUGCCCAUGGCGCCGCUCAGAGCAGCGCGCACGGUGGUGCCGAUGUCAUGGGGGCCGGCGACGAGCCGCGUCCCAAGCCUGGCUUCUACCCGCGCUUCCCUCGCAAGCUCCGUCAAGGCGACCCGAUCCCGUUCAUGUCGUCGGACGACUUGAACGCCUCGUACUCGCAGUUCUCUGAAUUCCACCGUGACGCCUCGAGGCGCUCGCUCGACAGCUUCAAGGACCCAGGAUCGGCCCUGGGCUCGGGCUCGCGCUCGACGUUCAUGUCGCGUAGCGGCUUUGUCUCUGGCGAAGGCUCGGGAUCGAGCAACUCGGCCAUGGGCCGCUUUGCCAGCUCCAACCUGACGUACUCGUCGGUCGAAGAGCCCGCCAUUGUCUCCACCGCGCAGCGCAGGAGUGUCGAGGCCCAGCGCUUGUCUGUCCAUGGCGAGGUCAUUGAUUUCACCCAGCCGGCUCCUGUCCCUGCCCCCGCCGAGCACCUGUACCCCAUCGGAUCGCGCGUGCUUGCUGGACCAGUCAUGCCCACUACCCUCCGCCCACCCCGCCGCCGCGGCAGUUCAAGUCGCAAGACGAGCGCGCACGUGUCCGCUACCCGCGACCACAUUGUCGGCACAAGCCCCGUCCCGGACGCCGAGCAGCUCGACAGCUACUACUACGACGGUGCCGCCACCGAGCGUGGCCACCGCUCCAGGGAUGUCCUCUACACCGCGCCGCUGGACAGGGAAGACGACGUCUUCAGGUGA
This is a messenger RNA of Apiotrichum porosum, 2763 nucleotides long. RefSeq lists its product as uncharacterized. Gene Ontology annotation, cellular component: membrane. The coding region runs from base 1 to 2763 and encodes 920 amino acids. The transcript has a single exon. Gene Ontology annotation, molecular function: calcium ion binding. The record is from RefSeq and is a predicted model, not a curated record. Lineage: Eukaryota; Fungi; Basidiomycota; Tremellomycetes; Trichosporonales; Trichosporonaceae.